CUCCGGGCCCCACUCUGCCUCGGUGGACGCUGCAUUGGACGCAAUGGCCUCACACAACUUGGUCUUUGUCAUCGAUGUGGAUUAUGGAGGUCGUGAUCCUGGCGAUCAGCUGGGUGUCAGGAACCACUUAGUGAAACGAGGACUGUUGCAGAUUUUGCUGCAUUUCGGUUACAAGUCCGGAUUCGAGAAGGUGCGCUGGGGCUAUAAGUUCUUCCAGUCUAGGGGUGGACGUAAUGCCAGCCUCAUAUCAAGGGGGUCUGACUUCAAGGAGCUAAGGCACAAAACCUUUGAGGACUUUGAGUUGGAGUUUGAUGGUAAGUUUGACGUGAAGGACAAACCGUGGCCUUCUCGGCAGCAGCAGCAGGUCUGUCCGUCUGCUUCAGUUCAAAACGCUCUCAAAGAAACCCUGCUAGACUUCCAGUGGGACCGACCAGACAUCACCUCUCCCACCAAGCUGUGCCUGAGACCCAGAAGGUCGAGCCGAGCUGGCAAGCCCAGUGUUUCACAGGAGGAGGACGUUUCCAGCAACGGGAGGAAUGUGGUGUUUGUGGUCUCCGAGUGUCCACGUACCAGGAUGCAGCUGCUGGACUAUCUCUCUUUGGGGAACCAGGACCUGCCUACAGAUGGGACAGAUCACAUCAUGUCCAGGGGUCUUCAGGACAUGCUGGCUCAGAGACAGGUUGUGCUGCACUGGAUCGAUAGUACAUCGCAUGUCCAGGUGCUGAGGUCUGAGGACUGUCUCGGCUCUGAUAAGCUGUGUGAGGUCCUGGCUCAGUUGGGCGGCAGAGUGAUCCCUGUGGUUGCACUGCUGAACCUGUGCUGCGUUCAGGAGACAGACUCAGGCUUCAAGCCAGAGGCCUUCACAUUCAAGUCUGGUAUUGGAUACCUGCUGUCCUCUGAAAGGCUUUACCGCCUGGCUUUCCCUGUCAUUGAAGGUCUUCUGCGCUGGGAGCAAGGUGGUGUGACACAGAGCUGUGACCUCAUGGUUGAGCCAGUGUCCCGCAGACAGAGACUUCUCCCAGAGUCGGUAGAAGUGUGUAUGAAAGGAGUUCUGCAGGGCUGGGAUGCCUCAUCUCUGACCCAAGUGUCCACAGAGUCAUGGGUGAUUCGGUCCUCCAGCAGAAGUGACCAGGAAGCUGCUGCCUUCCAACAUCUCCUUCUGGAACUAUCUGCUCACGCUCUUCACAUGCUUGCGGAUGUGAUUGACAGCGGCCUGGUGUGCUCAGCCGUCCUCUCCCCCAUGUCAAACUCUACAGCUCUGCUCACCAUUCUCCAGCCUGGAGUCACUCAACGCGACACACUUCUGACCACAGAGAACAUCGACCCUUCCACAGCUGAGACAUCCACUGACCUGCCAGAUGUUGUGAGCAGUGUUCUUGGAGUAGUGUAUGACAUCAUGGAGAAGGAUGGUGACAUUGUCGAUGACAAGCUUAAUGAUCAACCAGUUUCUGAGUGGGCUCAGCGAGAAGUCGAUCAUUGCCAACUGACUACAGGCGUGUUGGAAACUUGGUUUCCUCAAUCAGACCAGUCAGGAGUGACCUCUCAUUUGAUGGAGUCGAUUCGAUUGUUGCAUGCAGUGCCAGAGCAAAGAGAAGAGGAGGAGUUGUCUGUCCUACAGCAGGAGCUGAUCAGUGGUUUGUCUGAUCUUUACCAGACGUCCCAGGGUACAGACAACAAGAGGGGCAAAAAACGUGGUGCCCAGCGCACACCAGUGAAACAGAAGAUGAAGACCAUGAGCCGCUCCCUGCAGAUGCUGAAUGUGGCCCGGCUGAAUGUGAAGGACCAAAAGAACCAAGCUGAGGCCGAGCAGUUGGGGGGAGAGAGCAAGGGGCCAGACAGAAAGGGGAAGAGACACUCAAGUGACAGAAACAAAUCUGUGGGAGCAAAAGCCAUCAGUUUCACUAGUGAGGAGGAGCUCCUGUCCCAUCUGAAGUCCAGCUACGAUAAGACUCUGGCAGACAGAGACUUGUCCAUUGUCACUGCGGUCCAGCAGCUCCUGUUUGCUGUGAAAAUCUUUCUUGGAGCAGAAUCCCAUCUGGAGACAAAGAUCUCCCUGUUUGUCCAGCAGCAUCUCCUCAAGACCAGCAAAUCAGUGAGGCAGCUCUAUGGCACUGCUGCUGAUGUUAAUAGCAAAGUCAGAGAGUGCCAGCUUCAGGGGGUGUUGAGGUUGGAGUUGUGCAGACUUUCCUCCUCAGACCAGUCUGACUCAUUGGAUGCCGAACAGAUGGCAGAAGAGGUGGCUGAAAUGCUCAGGAUAAUCUCUCUAUCCAAGGACCCAGGUUGCCUGACAAGGUUCCUUCAAGAUGAAGUUCUUCCAGGGUUCCUGACUGCUGUCCCCAGGGUGCUUGCAGACAUUUACAACAGUCUGGGCACCCAGCUCCCUGAGGCUUUGGUGGCUGUUCUGCCCGCUGACUUCUUCAGCGAUGACUCUGUUGCCAAGGACAGCGCGUCUCCUUCAACCUGCUCAUCGCCCUUUUCCACACACAGCCUGGUUUCAGAUGGCAAAAGUUGCCUGCAGGACCUGCGAAAUCGCCCAGCCAACAAGAGGAGGAGUGGGAUGUUGACUCGUCAUCGCAGCAUGACUGAAUCAUCUCAGAGUCUUCGUCAAAUAGAGAUGCCCAAAAAGACUACAAGAGCUUCGAAGUCAAAGGUGUGUGUUGCCUUGGAAAAGCCUGUUGCACAAACACAACCUCAGAAACAAGAAACACAAGAGGUGACCAAGGUGAGAAGAAACCUUUUCAACCAAGAGAUUGUUUCACCUUCAAAGAAAUCCAAGCUGCCGAGGAGCCAGUCUGUCUCUGCUGUGGAAGGACUGAAACGCAAGCGAUCUAAUGAGUCCGACGACAGACACAAACUCCUCACGAAGAAGGUGUGUGAGACACCACAUCACAAGCAGGUGUCCAGUCGCCUUCUUUACCAGCAGAAAUUUGGAAGGAAAUCUCUCCCAAAUGAGGAGUGCAUUGUGGAAGAGUCGCCAGUAAAACCUGCAGAAGAUCUAAGAAGGAGUCCCAGGAUUAAGAAGUUUGCUCAAAGAUACUCGAACACCUUCUACUCAAGUUCUCAACCUCGCUCACGCAACCUAGACAGGGCUCUCUCUGCAUCCCAGCUGACUCUCAGUGACGGCAAAAUCUGCGAGCUCAACGUAAAAUCAGUGCGGUCUCCCAUGCGACUCCUUUUUGGGGCUACUGACUCCCCUUGUCAUCUCUCUGACCAGAGUGGAGCAGCAAGAGCCACCAGAUCACGACUUUUCACAGACUCCAGUGUCUUUGAGAGCCCAAAUAAAACUCCAACAAAGUCGCCCGGCAAACAUGGGAUGGACGUUCUUGGGAACAGAACCCCGAAAACAUCCAGGACUCGAGGAACCCCCAAAACGCCACCUUCAUCCAGGAUCAGUGUUUGCUCUGUUGUAGAGAGUCCUGCUGCUGGAAGCUCUCAUGAGCUUAGUAUGGCUCUGAGGGGCAGUCCUUUCAGAUCACCAGCCAGAAGGACUCUCGUUGUAGAGACACCAACCAAGGAAAGCCCUAUGAGAAGCCCGCUGAAGGGUAUUCUUAGGACUCCAGUCAAAGCCUUGGUUGAAUGCAGUUCCUCCUCUGGAUCACAUAGGCUCAGUAGCCCAGUUUCCAACACUCCCAAGAAGAGUGUCACAUGGUCUCCAUCUCCUCGGAAGUUUAGAGUUGUGGAGAACAGCACCACCUUCAAAGUACCAGAGAUGCCUGGUAUGUCAUCUCGAAGGUCUCCGAUACAGCUGAACACACCCAACAAGUUCAGCAGUCCUGUCAAACACACAAAUACUAAAAGGGACAUUUUCAAAACCCCAGAGAAGACUUGUCAAGUGAGUCUAGUGAGGGUUUCUGAAAGUUUAAGUAGUGUUAUUUCAGCACAGGAAACCGUUCACAACAGGAUGAAGACACCUGAAAAAAAUGGAACACUGCUGGCAAUGCCUCCUCCACAAUCUACUUCCCCUCUACACCACCUCUCACCUAAACCAGACACCAGAGCUCAAAACAGGACCCCGAGUCCUACUUAUCAAAUGAUUACCCGCUCUGGGAGAACUCCAGGCAAAAGUUCAAACAGUGCAUCCCCGUGUAAAGGAGAAUUCACACCAGCAAGAAGGAGUCCUGUUAUAGAAGGUUCAGAUACUGAAGUAAAGUCUCCAGCAAAGUCCCUGACAAGGAGGAGGUCGGGUCAAGGCAAAAUAACCACUAGACAUAACUUAAGAUCCAUGUCUGGUGAGAAUGUUCAAUCAGAAUCUACUGAGAACUGUGUCUUUGUGGAAAAAAACAUGCAGUCAGAUACAAAAGCAGAGGCACAGACUGAACCUUCCCAUGCCUCUGACUCUAGUUCCCAUACUGAUUCACAGCAAUUAGACUCUUCAUGUUUUAACCCUUCUACCACAGAUGAUGAAAGUAUGGACAUUGUUGAUGCAGAAGUUGUAAAGACCCAGUUUAGUGGUGGGCUCAAGAUGAACAUUAGUUUUUCACGAAAAACUUCAAAAUCGGGUGAAAACUUUCUGUCAAGCACAGCCUCGCCUACACCACCUGUGCUGCCCCAAGGUACACCCGGGCGCAACUAUGGCUUCCGGCAGACACCUGACCGACAACAGAGGGAGGCUGCUGCUCGUUUGGGGUACGGAAACGAUUCCCCUCGUUUUUCCACUCCGAGAGGCCCUGCAAGACGACAGAAGGGCACCUGUACUCCAAACCCUCUGUCCUACCAAGUAGAGAUGGAAAUGCAAACAUCUGGACUUCCUAAGCUCAAAUUCAAACGCACAGAUUCCAUGAAUGCAGGGGAUUUGGCCUCAGAUGGAGGUCCUCGACCUGGUACUCGGAGCCCUUUAGUUGGUGUGAAGCCUUCUCUGCUGGAAAGCCCCUUGGCUUUGUUUUCUAAACAUAGAGAACCUGGAUGUGUCUCACCAUCUAUCUGCACUCAUGUCACUCCAGCCAAAAGCACACCUGGAAAAGGUGGAAGUGUCCAAACAUACAUCUGCCAGACAUACACCCCUACACGGCAUCCUGGAGGAACAAUGUCUCCCCCAGUGGUAAUUCCAGAGAUAAUCCCCCUGACUCCUUCCCCUCAGAGCAUGGGGAAGGUGACUCCGGACAAUCUCAACAGUUGGCCUCGCAGGAAGAGAGCUCAGGUUGGAGUGUUUGGUGGCAGAGAUCAUGGCCUGAAGGGGGAGCCACUGCUGGAGGAAUUGCUACAGGAAGCUGAACUUGGAGUUAGCAGAUUACAGGACAAUGAUGACAUGGAUGAGGUUUCAAACAACAAAUCUAUAAUAUUAGCUCUUACUUCCAAACCGUCACACCCAUUCCCAGGGGAUGCAUCUCCUCCUUCUCCUCUGGUAGACUUGCACUGGAUAGAGAAGCUGUCUGAGCAGGCUGACUGCACGGACCCUCAAAGAGGUGAAGAAGAAAACGUCAGGGCUGCUGCAAAUGGAGCUGUCAAGUCAGUAGCGACUCCUCCCAGCUCAAAGGUGACCAAACCAGUGACGGUGAGUGGGAUUUUAGCUCUGACUAACUCUCCAUUGCUGUUCAAAUCUGGAUCUGCUAGUAAGAGAACACCAAAUUUUAAAGAUGAGGCUGCUUCAGGGCAGAGGCUAGAAGUGGAUGGAGGGGAUCACUCGCCCUUCAGCCAGCCAAUCAGAAGCUCAAAUAAAGGGAAAAGCUACAGCAGGAAGAGACUGCUACACUGAACCACUGAACUGUUGGGCAAGCAAAGCAGAGAGACGGUCCAUUUUGUGUUUAACUAUGAAGCUGUGACCCUUUCUUUACCUUAUGUUGUCCAAAGGGCUUCUGAUGGCAGAUCUUAACCACUUUCAAGCACCACUUGAAAGACUUUGAAGAUGAACGAAUGAUGCUUUCAGUGUCUUCCACUAAUAUUUUUGACCCUCUUCGUGCGUAUCAGUACUUUAAGAUUUAACAUUAGAAGUAUAUUUAACACAUUUCUGCCAAGUGUUAAAAAAUGACCUUUACUGUUUGUAUGUUUCCUGUAUGGUCCUCUGUGAAGCUAAACCCUCAGGAAAAAGUGAUAUUAAAUGUUGUCAUCGUUUUUAAGAUUUUAAUCAGCCAUUUACAAUCAAGUUAAAGCUGUUGAAAGAAGUUUUAUUCAUGUCUAUUUAUUAGUUUGUUCUUGUCAUAAAAUUGCUGUGAAGUAAAGGGGAUGCCCUUAUGAUUGAUUCAGGUUGUAAACAUGUUGCCAAAGUCUUAUGUAAAUAAAUAUCCAUUUUCUUUA
This is a messenger RNA of Limanda limanda (common dab), 6231 nucleotides long. RefSeq names its product TopBP1-interacting, checkpoint, and replication regulator (gene ticrr). Gene Ontology annotation, biological process: mitotic G2 DNA damage checkpoint signaling; response to ionizing radiation; regulation of DNA-templated DNA replication initiation. Lineage: Eukaryota; Metazoa; Chordata; Actinopteri; Pleuronectiformes; Pleuronectidae. Gene Ontology annotation, molecular function: chromatin binding. The record is from RefSeq and is a predicted model, not a curated record. The transcript is spliced from 21 exons. Bases 44 to 5692 code for a protein of 1882 amino acids. Gene Ontology annotation, cellular component: nucleus.